Molecule: messenger RNA, 1637 nt
Organism: Prosopis cineraria
Lineage: Eukaryota; Viridiplantae; Streptophyta; Magnoliopsida; Fabales; Fabaceae
Exons: 3
Coding region: 1054-1401 (115 amino acids)
Source: RefSeq, a predicted model, not a curated record
CCGAUUGUAUUUUAGAUUGCUAAUUGCUUUUCGUUUUUUUUUUUUGAGAAAACAUAACUUUUAAUUCCUAUAUUUUGCUUGUGUUUUGUUAUACAUCUCUACAUUUUUUUCGGUGUUUUAAGUCCCUAUAAUUUUAUUUUUUUGGUAUUGUAAGUCCCUCAAAGGUCUCUACAUUUUGUUCAUUUAGGGACCUAGAACAUUAAAAAAUAAAAGCAUAGAAACCUAAAACACUAGAAAAAAAGUACAAGGAUCUAUAUCAAACCACGAGUAAAGUACAUAAAUUAAAAGUUAUGUUUUCCCUUUUUUUUAUUCAUUAUUCUUUAUUUUUAGGCUAUACGAUGACAUGGCCCUAGUUUGUUGUAACAACCUUUAUAUAAAUCAUUAUGAAAUCAUUACCUUAUACAUUGCAAGAGUGAACGUGUAUACUCUGAGAACUCUGUCUUGGUAUUAAAGCAUACAACUUCAUGGCAAUUUUCCCAAUCCUUUCUACCUCCAACUUCCCUUUCUUCACCUUUAACACAUCUCCAUUGCUUUACACCACCAUUGCCUUUGUUUUUGUCAUCCACCACAACUCCAUCUUCCCAUACCUUUGUUGCUACUGUCUCACCUUUUUCCUUGAACACUAUACCCAAUAUUGGCGCUACUACUGUCGUACAGACUAAGGCCAUUCCAAUACUUAAUAGCCUGAAUUAGGUCAGACCUAUCAAGUUGGACAAAUCCAACUAUAUGCUUCGGUAUAACUUUGUCUUGUUGGUGUUAAGAGGUCAUCAACUUGAAGGUUUUGUUAUCGAGAUAAAGCCUUUUUACCAAAGUUUAUUCUAGAUGGUGCUAAUGUUGUGGUGCAUCCUGAGUUUAAAGAUUGGUACUCUAUUAAUUGACUUAUAUAUGGCUAGUUACUUGGUUCCCUUUCCUCAAAUAUUACUUCUCAAGUAUUACACUGUCACUUAGCCUCUUAGAUAUGAUGAGUUAUCACAGUUUUAACUUGUGCCAACACUAAGGCCAAACUUACUUGCAUGAAAAAUAAGUUUUAAGGAACUUGUAAAUGCUAUUUUAAUGGAGUUUUACCUUAGCAAAAUGACGGUCCUGUUAGAUAAUAUGGCUCUUGCAGGGUGUUUGAUUCCUCUCUUAGAUCUUAUCGUGCAAACCUUAACUAAACUUAAUGGAGAUUAUACUUUUAUAGUGGUGCAUCUUGCAGAUAAAGAGGGUCUGUCUUGGAUAGGCCUCCAAUCUUCCCUUCUCACUUUUGAGCAAUAUCUUGAACACCUCUACAGUGUUAAUAAUGAUCCAGCAUGGUACAUGGAUAGUGGAGCCUCAAACUCUGUAACCAAUCAAGCUAGUAAUAUUUCAGGCACCUUAGGAACUACCUCGAGCCAAAAAAGUGGAAAAGUGCCUAAGGCUUAGAACAUUGGUUCCCAAUCUAUAGGCCUCUAUUUGAUUCAUAAUGUGUAUUUUGAUUUGAUAAUUGCUAACUAGAGAAUCAUACUAUUUUGGCCUCCUUGUACUAUUACUUAAUUUGACUUAAGUGUGUAUUUUAGGCCCUGUGGUAUAUAACAUGUUACCAAGUUAAUAUAGGGCUGAAAUACUAGUACAAGUAAGGGAAUGUCUAAAUGCAUGGAUGUGAUGGUUUUUAUGUUGAU